AAUGUUGUAUGCCUUUCUCAGAUUCCAGGAAGGACGAGGCUGAAUAACAGCCGAAAGAAGAUGGCAGCAACUAUAGAUUCUCCACCAGCUCUGGCUCAUGUCCUAAAGAAGCGCAGGAGUAGCAUAAAUGAACCACCCAUGAUGACACUGAGAAUUAUCGUAUUUGGAAGCUCUGAUCAUCAGCAGUUCUCUCUCACCGAGUCGAUCCUGCAAAAAGAGUGCUUUAAAGGCAUUGAUCCUCAGACUAUACUCACUACUAAAAUUUCUGCAAGCAUCUUUGACCAAAAUGUGACUGUGGUCAACACGCCCAAUCUUAUGGAUCAUGACUUAUCACACUACAUGUUAAAAAAAGAGCUGAAGAAGGCGGUUUGUUUCUCCUGUCCAGGACCUCACGCCAUCCUGUUUACACUAAAUCCGUUGGACCUGCCAGCGAACGCAUACGACAUGUUCAAACCGGUAGUGCAGUGCUUUGGAGAGGGAAUCUUAAACAACACGAUGGUUGUUUUGUACCAUGAGGAAGAGCAGUGGAGACCGUCGUUAGAAGACAGUGUGAAGAAGAAUAAGCACCUCAGGGAGUUUCUUGAGAAAUGCGGUCAAAGAUAUCUCGUCUUCGGUAGUAGGGAGAACAGGAGAGAUGGUAUUGUGACGAGGGAGCUGUUUGAAAAAAUAGACAACAUGGUGGCAGAGCAUGGGAUUUUUUCCAACCUGGAGUUUAAAGAUGCUGAUAAACGAAUCAAGGCAGAGGAAAAAAUUAUCGAAAAUAAGAGAAAGAAGGAGGUCAGUGCAAUGUUGGAGGAACUGAAGAAAAAGUAUUCUAAUGAAGAUCUGGAAAGAGAAGUGAACCUUUAUAAAGAAAAGAUCUAUUUAGAGAACAGAAACAGGGCAGAAGUGCAAAUCGCAGACAAACUCGGCUUAGCUCUCAGGCUUGUCGAUUACGCAGCAGCGAUAGGAAAGGGAGCGUUUGCAGGGGCAAUAGUAGCAAUGGCGAUGGGGUUUCCGGGCAUUGCCAUAGGGGCAGUGUUUGGGGCAGCUCUCGGUGGGUUAUUAGGUGGUGCGGCUGGAGCAGUGUGGAACAUUUUUACUAAUGCUUUACCAGAGAUUGGUAGAGAAACAUAGAGCAGUAUUCAUGUUUAAUUCUAGACAUCCAAAUUUACCAUCCACAAGUUUGGUGGAUCAUAAACCAGUGGUUGUCCUGCAGCUGACAUUCUUUUCAUUAUCUGGAUAUAUACUACUGUUUAAAUUUUUUUAUAUACACUGUUUUUGUUUACAGCUGAUAACCAGCCCAACAAAAAAAACGGUUUGCAGAAAAUGCUGGUAAAACCUCAACCAUGUCAGUAUAUUAUUCCAUGAAUUAUUUCCAUUUCUUAAUGGAAAACAACAUACAGUGGAACCUUGGAUUGCGAGUAACGCAGUUUGCGAGUGUUCCGUAAGACGAGCAAAGAUUUUUAAUACAUUUUGACUUGGUUCACGAGUAUCAAUGUAUCAUGCAUGCACUUUUUGUUUUGAGGCCGAGCGUCACGUGAUCACAACUAAGCCAAUGUUUUUUCUCUCUCUUGCGCUGCGAAAUUGUAGGUAAUCGUCUCCCCUGCUGGGUCUUACUGGUACAAUCAAUAUCCGUGCACACGUGUAUUGUUUACUAUAACACUGUGACCAUGUGUGUGCAUCUAAAACAUCUUUUAUUUUGUGUUUGCAUGUGAGUGUGUACAGUGCGCGUGUAAUGUUUAUUAUAACAGUUCACCUGUAAAGCAAAAGAAAGUCUUGUUAGAGAGGUUAAAGAGCCAUUUUCCCCCUCUCUGUUCUGUUUCAAUUUUCACUUUGUCAUUAGACGCUGUGCCCCUUCACACACACACACACACACACACACACACACACGCACACACACAUACACAUCUCCUCACACAUUACCUCCUGUUGAACAAGUAUUAACCUCUUCAUAGAUAGAGCCAGUUUCUAAGCUGAAAUAAUUUAGAUCACUUUACAAGACUUUCUGGCCAAAUUUCUUUAUAUAUAUAUAUAUAUAUAUAUAUAUAUAUAUAUAUAUAUAUAUAUAUAUAUAUAUAUAUAUAUAUAUAUUUCUAGAAUUUAUAAGCUAAAUAGUCUUUUUUUGUAAUAAUAAAACAUUACACCUAAAUUCAAUCUAUUUUUAUACAAUCAUUUUUUUAAAAGUGUCUAAUACCCUCAUGUUUUUUAAAAAAGAAUGCAAAUAUAAACCAUUACUUAAUUGUGCACAUCUACACUUUUUUUUUGUUUAAAGUAAUCUUUUUAUUGUAAUGGAUGACAAAGUGAUUUAACAUGUGUGCAACUAUUUAUUUAUAACCCCAUUGGAACAGCACAUGGUUAAAAAUAACAGAGUUAGUCUUCAGACAAAGAACUAAUAUUAAUAAUAAUAUUUAAAAAAAAAAACAGGUUUACAAAUGUUACUUAGACAUGUGAAUUACAUGUACAUGUAGCACAUAUUGUUAAGAAAAAAUCCUACUGGACUAAUAUGUAACAUAAUAUUUUUGUCACAGCACAUAUAAUUGAUGUUAUUGUUUAAACCUACACUUUAAUUGAUGUGCCAUUGUUUAUAUUUAAUCAUGUUUUGCCCAUUUUUUUAAAUUGAAGCCUAAAUGGAUCACUUUAACCCAAUGAAAACUUAAUAAACAAUCAAAGAUAAAUGUUAUAAUAAAGAAUUUUAUCACACAUGCCAUGUAUGCAAUUUGUUUGCCUGAUGUAUAUUUCAAAUAUAUUGUAUGUUUAUAUACUAUAUAUAAUUUAUGAUACCUUUUUUGACACAUUUUUAUAUCCCAUGUUGAUUAGACACAAUAAAUGCUGCGUUCAUCAUUUGCCUGGUUGACUAGUUUCUGAUUGUAAGUGUCAAAUUUGACUUGCAGUGUGUGACUGCAAUGUUACCUGUCCAAUAAAGGUA
Molecule: messenger RNA, 2908 nt
Organism: Clarias gariepinus (North African catfish)
Lineage: Eukaryota; Metazoa; Chordata; Actinopteri; Siluriformes; Clariidae
Product: GTPase IMAP family member 9-like
Exons: 3
Coding region: 61-1116 (351 amino acids)
Molecular function (GO): GTP binding
Source: RefSeq, a predicted model, not a curated record